Eremothecium sinecaudum is the source of this 1008-nucleotide messenger RNA. RefSeq names its product 25S rRNA (adenine2142-N1)-methyltransferase (gene BMT2). Lineage: Eukaryota; Fungi; Ascomycota; Saccharomycetes; Saccharomycetales; Saccharomycetaceae. Bases 1 to 1008 code for a protein of 335 amino acids. Gene Ontology annotation, cellular component: nucleolus. The record is from RefSeq and is a predicted model, not a curated record. Gene Ontology annotation, molecular function: rRNA (adenine) methyltransferase activity. The transcript has a single exon.
AUGCUUUCAAGGAAUAGGACAAGUAUCACUGGAAAGUCACCAUUCCAGCGGAAGCCUUCUAUCAAACCAUCUAAAGCACGUAAAGUGAUUAGACGAUUUCACGUUCUGAUACAGAAGAGGCGGAUUGCAUGCUCUAAACUAGGCUGGGAACUUAUUGAUAACGAUGAAAAGUCAAAUCAACAGCUGAUAAGUGAGAAAUUAAGACAACUUGGGCUGCAAGAGCGGUACAACAUAGGCAUACAAAUUUCCCAUCCUAACCAGGAUAUGGAGCAGAAGUUGCUUGCUAUACAUAAGUACACUGAUCCCACAGAUUUGGUUGCUGUUUUGGGCUAUAUUUCGUCGGAAAUAAAUAGUCUAGGCGGGCUAAAAAACUACCAACACGCAAGCACUGUGGGUCAAGACCCUAACCGCGGCGGAGACUCAUCUAAACGCCUUAUCAAAUGGUUAAAGGAAAUUGACAUUUACAAAAAUAGAAAACCGCGUGCUCUAGAAAUAGGCUCUCUAAGCGCUUCCAACUAUAUUUCUAAGUCUGGGAUCUUCAAUCCUGUCGUCCGUAUCGAUUUGAAUUCCACCGACUCCGAAAACAUCCUUCAACAAGAUUUUAUGGAGCGCCCGCUUCCAAAAUCGGAUGAAGAAGCUUUUGACCUAAUAUCUUGCUCUCUGGUGCUGAAUUUUGUUCCUACACAUCAGCAAAGAGGCAAUAUGAUCAAAAGGUUUCGCCAAUUUCUUAGAAAUGAUGUACAAGCAACCCUACUAUUCAUAGUAUUGCCACGCCCCUGCAUUAAUAAUUCUAGAUACACCACAAGUGCCUACUUUUGCGAGAUGAUGCAAGCUUUAGGCUAUCUCAAGGUCAGGUACCAUGAAACCAACAAACUAGUGUACAUUCUAUUCCAAACAUCUUCUUCCGGGCAGUCCGCAAUCCCCAAUAACAACGAUCUGACCAAAUUUAGCAAGAAGCAUAAGUUGCAAGACGGUCCAGGCAUGAAUAACUUCGCCAUUACACUGUAG